AUGGAUGCAAGGUUGUCAACUACAAGAUGGUCUCUUCAGAAAGCCAAGGAGGCUAAGCCAAUCUCACUCGUGCAAGACGACGCCGUAGGAACAUGUCCUGGUUGGCUAGUUCCCAUUGCCAAUUCUCUCCGCCUCGACGAAAUUGAAGACGUGCCCGGCGAAGAGGAUAGGGCCCCACACGAUACUGUCCCGGAGACAGACCCGCCGCGAGGCGUCACGGUAUCCGCCGCCGAUCGUCGAUCGUCAGGCGACGACCACAGCAGCUGCGGCGGGGACGAAGAAAUUGAUGGCGGUGACAAUCGGCGUGGAGUGAAGGAGGAUCUGUCGGAAUUGAAAGACUGCCUCGCGCGUCAAUUCUGCGGUGUCGCUUCGUUUCUGGCUCCUCCUCCUCCUCCUCCGCCCCCGCCGCCGUCAAUUCGGAGGUCUGGUGUUGGAGAUCGUGAGGGUGAGGAAUUGGUGGAGCACGACGGGGGAGAGCCUGAUAAAUUUGGGCCGUCGGAGGAUUUUUACACAGAUGUUGUGGGCUGCGCAAUUGGGGUUAGUGAGGAAGUUUUAGCCUUCGCGAGGGAUAUCGCGCAUCACCCGGAGACCUGGUUGGAUUUCCCGUUUUCUGAAGAAGAUGAGUUCGACGAUUUCGAUAUAUCUGAUGCACAGACAAGCAACGCAAUGAGUGGGGUCCAAGAAGAUGAAGAACGGUUUGAGUCGAAGGUCCCAACAUGGCGUGCUUCACUAAGUUUCAAAUUCUAUCAUGUGAAAUGGUGCAAACUGACAUGCAAAUACUCAAUGAGCAGUUACGAAUGUGGUCUGUCAUCCGACUGCUUUUAUCGCGUUGAGGCCAACAUCCGAUACUUCUUUCACCAGACCCUUAUCAGCCCUCACCUACCUAAACCUUCAUUUUUCACUUAUUUAUUUUCACCAGACCCUUAUCAACUCCUCUCAUUUCCAAUGGAUUUCAGGCGUCGACACCUCCAAUCCUCAUCUUCUCUUCGGCUCUCCUUGAAUUUCGUUGUCGCUUUUGUCAAGCCUGCUCAAUUAGGAAUGAAGUUGUGCGAGACGAUCCUGUUGACAAUAUACCGUUAA
Messenger RNA from Striga hermonthica, 1080 nucleotides. NCBI's taxonomy places the organism in Eukaryota, Viridiplantae, Streptophyta, Magnoliopsida, Lamiales, Orobanchaceae. The record is from the annotation of a GenBank genome assembly.